GGUUAAGAAUGGCUUCACCAAUAAAAUCCAUUGAUAAUUUCCUAAUCUCCUCAACUCCACAUCACUUACAGAUCGAAAGUAAAAACAAUGUAAAACGGAAAGAUAAGAAAGCUAAUUUGGAUAUUGAAAUGAACACUGAUGGUGUGGAGACACCUCAGGAUAAAUGUAUAUUUCAGAUUAAAACGAAAUCUCGAAACAGCAAUAACAGCAUGGUCUAUCUAGAAGAUGCUUUACGUUUGGGCUGGACAUCUCAACGUGCGAGUUACUUAUUUGAUCUCUUAACAAGGCCUCCGCUUCUUUUUUCUCCCAGCAUGGGAAUCAGUCUUUCAUUCGAAAAAGGUUCGCAGAAUAAUUAUCAAAUUCUACCCGCUAACAAACGAAAUCGUCCGAUUGAUCCUGAUCCGUGUUUGUUAUCGAUCGACGGUCUUCUAGACUGUUUAUUCGUAACGAAUUCUUUGGUUGAUCAAAUCUAUCAUGACUGUAUGGAUAAUCCAGAAAAUCGGGGGACUGAUGAAUACGAACACUCUCCUACCGUUUUGGCUGCGAAAUUCUUCCGAAGACGAGUGAAGCCAAUCAUUACUCGAUUAUCAGAAUUCCGUCUCAAAUUGUCGGAUUUCAAGCUGGGCGCAUGUGUUGGUAGAGGGGCUUGUGGAAUAGUACGUGUAGUACGUGAGGUAUCGCCACCUCAUUCAGUGUAUGCAAUGAAAUCUCAGUUUAAAGGAGCGUGGUUGCAUCAUGAUCCGGAGGGCUCUCAGAUUCUGCUUGAAAGGACCGUGUUAGCGCAAGCAACUGCCAUUGAAAAUCCAUGGCUUCCACACCUGCAUUAUGCAUUUCAGGAUGAAAAGCACUUGCAUCUUGUGAUGGAUUAUGAACCCGGUGGCGAUUUGUAUAUAUUCUUAAGCAAAGUUGGUCAUUUGUUAGAUUCAAAAAUGAUACAGUUUUAUUGUGCUGAAGCUGUGGAAGCCGUUCAUUCAUUGCACCAAAUGGGCUAUAUUCAUUGUGACCUAAAGCCUGAAAAUUUCGCAAUUGAAAGGAGUGGACACCUGAAGCUGAUUGAUUUCGGUUCGGCUAUCAGGCUUGAUGCUGAUGGAAAAUGUGUCUGUCCUACAAUGGUUGGGACAAAAGAAUAUCUGAACAUUGAACUUUUACGACAACGUGGACGUCAUAAUCAGGAACCAUUACUUGUCGGCCCUGAAUUCGAUUAUUGGGCGAUUGGUGUCUUAUUAUAUGAAUUAUUUUAUGGACAAACGCCCUUCUACGAUGAAGAUGAUGAUGCAAUGAUGCAGAAAAUUAUGGAUUAUCGGAAAACACUAAAGUUCCCUGCAACCGCUGAAAUAACAGACUGUGCUAUUCAUUUAAUUAAAUCACUAAUUAUUAGUCCAUCGAAACGGUUAAGUUAUGAAGAUGUUGUUAUGCAUCCAUUUUUCAAAGAUAUUGAUUUCUCUGCAUUGAGACAAGUCACUCCUCCAUACUUGCCCCCAGUUGGUGAGUUAGACGAUGUUUCAAAUUUUUCCGGCGGUGGUUCUCGUGCUCGUGAUGAGGCUAUAUUGGAUGUCUCUAGGAAUCAGACUUUCUCCCCAAUACGUUAUACAAAGUCAUCUGUUCAAGACGGAUAUGUCACUCAGUGUGCUACUAUAAACAAUGAAGAAAACGAAGAAGAUGAAACUGUGCUGGUAAAGCCUUUAGAUACUGAAAUUUUGAAUGACGAAAAUCAGGAGAAUAUUAAUCCACAUAAAUCACCGUUAUCCCCCGAAGUAUUAAAAAGAAAAGCAAUUCAAGAAGCUGCUGCUGUACCAAUAAAUGAAGAAAUUGAAGAAAUAGAAGAUAUAGAAUGGGAAGGUUCUGAGUGUGUCCGGGACUUACCAUUCUUGGGAUAUACGUAUACACCUGGAUUGGUAUUAUUCGGAAACCUUUCCAAGAAACAGGUUCAUUCGACCGCCGUUGCUCAUGUUGGAACAUCAGUAAUAGCUAAUAUCAGCACACCUUGCAGACGAACAUUUAUUGAAAACCAAGAUUCAUUAUCUACAUCACUUAGACAUAGCAUUGGUUGUUCUGAAGUUGGGCGACUUAAGGAUGCCAAAAAAACGAGUGAUCCUGAAAUUGUCAGUUUAUCUGAACUUCAGCAACGUAAUCGACAGUUAUGUGAACAAAUUGAACAGCUACAACUACAGAAUAAAGAGUCUGAGGAUUUACGUCAACGAUUAUUAAGUGCAUUCGACAAUGGUCAUGUCCUAAAAGAAAUUAAUGAAGCUGUACGUGUUCUUUCUGAUACAGUCGUUGAGAAAGAAAAGUCUACUGUUGGUCAUUUGAAUUCUAGAAUACAACACCUUCAGGAAGAAAAUGUUCGUUUGACUGCUUCAGUACAAAGUUGUCAACAGGCACAAGCUAUAGUGGAUCAAUUGCAACACGCUGUGUCUCGUCUUUCAAAUUUGCCAAGUAAUUUUACAGAAGCGGAUUUACUUGAUCUGCUAACUGCAUUAUGUCCACCUACAGUUUACACAGCACCAGAAAUGCUCGCUGAUGUUUCACUGUCAACUAUACGUACAUCUAAUUCAUCAGAUAAUCUUAUUGGCUAUGAAUUAGUUCAUCGUCUUAUCAAUUUCGCUCUCAAACAAUUUAAACAUGCUUCUAAUCGUGCAAGACAAUCAUGUUAUUCAUUAGAAUCGACUAAUGCUGAGCUGAAAAAAGCUUUAGAUGAAUCAAAGCAACAAGUUAAUCAAUUGGUGGAAACUAUUGAUGGAUUAGUUGCAGAUCAACGUCGUUAUCGUGAUACUGAGAGCAAUCUUAAUUGGGAAAUUAAAGAAUUGAAACAAAAGCUUGAAGAUUCCAAGAAUUAUCAACGUGAUUUACACCAGAAGUUUUUGCAAUUUGAAGACAAAUACUUCUCAGCACGAGAGAGGUUAAAAGAAGAAGAAAAGAAAAACAAAGAGAUUACAGAGAAACUUGACCAAGUGACACUUAACUCAGUGCCAAAUCAACAGGAUAAUUCAUCCGAAGUGCAAACACAAUCUAGUUGUCAACUUAGUUUAUUGGUUGAACGUAAUGAGGAAUUGGAACGAGAACUUGCAGCUUUAAGAAAUGCCUUGCAAGAAGCGACACAACAAAAUGGGUCCGAAUUAAGUGAAUUGAGAAAGCAGUUGGAUAAUGUAAGAACAGAGAAAGAGCAUUUAUUUAAUGAUACGCAAUCUGAACGUCGUCAACUAGAAGAACGAGCAGAUAAAGCGGAAACGCAAUUAAAAAGCUUACGAGAUCAAAUUGCAGUUAUGCUUACUGAGCGUGGUCGUUUAGUUUCACUUUCAGCAAUCGACUCUCAGCGCUUAUCAGAUAUGCAACUACAAUUAAAUGACGCAAUAAUAAAAAAAGAAUCUGCUGAAAUUUCUCUUCGUGAAGCAACACUUCGACUGGAAAGAUUAAAUACGACACAUAAUCAAACGCUUGUUCUUGAUCAAAUGAGAAAUGAAUUUGAAUCAACAAGGUCUCAGUUGAGAACUGCUCAAACUGAACUUAUUCAGUAUAAGCAAAAUGAGGAAUUGUUACGCGAACGCGUAGCUAACUAUGAGCGUGAGAUUUCUGACCUGAAGCAAGAAGUGACACUUCUGCGAACACGACAUGAUCAAUUACAGGCUUCUAUUGCUCUAGGUCAUACGGCUGAAAAUUCAUCUGAAGUGCAUAAUCAAUUAGUUACUCUCACUGAUGAGAAACAAACACUCCAAGACGAGAUAAAGCAACUGCGGACUCAAGUUGAACGACUUCGUCUCAAUAAUACACAACUUCUCAGUCAACGUGAUACUGCUCGUCAAGACGCUCGAGAGUCAGAAAUGGCAAUAGUGCGAGCUAAAGAACUAGGCGAAGCGACGCAACAAGCACUUGAGCGUGAGGUUCACCGUCUUUCUACUAUUACAGAACAACAAGGGAAGUUGAUCAAUCACAUGCGUGGUCUUCUACCCCCGGAAUUCAAUAACACACAUCGUAAUUGCUCUGCCGAUGGUAGUUCAGAUUAUCAAAAUCCUGAAGGCGGUAAACGACGGGCUAGUAAAUUUAUAAGUUCUAAAAGUCGUCGACCAGGUGCUCCUUUGAUUUCAGCGGCAUCUGCUUUUUUCAAUAAACACCGUAAACGUGAAUUAAAGACUGAAUCUAAUCCUGAGAAUGUUGAAUAUUCAUCAUCUAAUGAGUUUACAAGACAACCCAGUCGUAUACAAAAGAUGAUGAGCAAAACACGUCUUAACUUCAAAAAGCAUUCUACUAUGCCCGUUAAAGUAGAUUAUUCUGUAAAUGCACCUUAUUAUACAACAUCUGCAACUGAUGAGUGUUACAUGGAAGAUUAUGAUCCGCUAGGAUAUGAUAUAUAUUCUGCUGAUGAUGCUGAUUUUGAUGAUGGACUUCCGUUUCCCGUUCCUUCAACCUUUGCUGUUCCACAUGGUCGACCACCUAGAGCAAGUGAUAAUGUGUCAAAUACUGGUAGUACAUCUUCCGCUCCAAGUACAGCCAGUUCUGCUCCAGCUGGUCCAGUAAAAUUUGUCCGUGAUCAUUCAUGGCACAGAAAUCGAUCAAAGAUUCAUGUAGGUUGGGCAGAUGGUAAUGAUAAACCGGAAUUAAGUAAAGUGCCAUCAGUUUUGAAGCAUCGUGGUCAACCGAAAAUACUGAAACAAUUGAGUAAAGUUCUAGGUCGUGGCAAACAAUCUUCUACGCACCUUGAUCCUAAUCGACUUGAUGAUUGACUGUUUCCUCACUAACAGUGUUUUUAUGUUUGUGUUUAUUUGUACCCAAUAUUUGUACUCCACAUUAAUCGGUUAAACUUUUAAUAUCAUAUCUCUUGGUCAUAUUAUCCAUGCAUACAUAUAUGCACUAAUCUAUACACGGCAACUUUAUUUAUGCGCGGAUUUAUCUUUUGUUUUCCGUGGUUUAUUAUUUUAAUCAGAUAUGAGAGUGAUUUUUUCAAUAUAAAUAUAUGUAUAUAUAUGCAUACAUAUACAGUUUGUUUGUAACUGAUCCUGUAACCGUAUUGUUUUUAUUAGUAUAUAAUUUCUUUUAAUG
Schistosoma margrebowiei is the source of this 5034-nucleotide messenger RNA. Lineage: Eukaryota; Metazoa; Platyhelminthes; Trematoda; Strigeidida; Schistosomatidae. The record is from the annotation of a GenBank genome assembly.